UAUUUGACUUCCUUGUCCAUGAACCCAAGAAAACAGUUCAACAAAAAAGCCCAAUAUAGUAUAUCACUUUUAAAAAAGAAGUCGUCACGUCAGUGACCUUUUUGGUUCUAUAAUUAUUUGGAUUUGCAACUCCCCUUAACACAUGCAAUUGAUACCUCCCAAAGUUAACAACUAGUUUUGAGUGAGGGUAUUUACCGUUCGAGCAACUAUAUUGUCUUUGAGGCCCCUAUUUUGCCUGUUGAUAUGAAGGCAAAACUGAAGGUAGAGAAGAAGCCAUUAAGUCCAUCUUCAUCAAUGGGUUCUUCAAAUUAUGCAAAAAGGAGAAGCUUCAGUAGACCCUCUUGGCUUCUUUGCACUGUUGCUGAUUUGGAUGAGAAGAUGAAGAAGGUGGCUCUUAAAAUCCCAGAAAAAGACACUUCUGAUAGUUUUGCAGAACGCGCCGAUGCCUAUUACCAGCAAAGGCCACAACUCUUGGCCUUACUUCAAGAAUUGUACAACAGCUAUGUCUCCUUGGCUGAUCGCUACUGCCAAGCACUUGCCAAGAACCAUAAUCAUCGUCGAUACUCUUCUCCCAUUCCACCACUAAGUUACAAUGAGAAUGGUUUCUGCAAUGAGGAAGACAAUUCCACCACUAAGUCAAUUGAUUCUGAUGCAGAGAGUUCAUUGUCAUAUCAGCCUUCCUUUCCACCUUCAACACAAAACAAAAUUGAUGUUGAAAUGAUGGUUGCUGACUUGGUGAUCAGAAAUGUGGACUAUGAUUUCGUUUUGGAUGAGCUCAAUCAAGUGGAAAGGCAAAACAAUGAGUCAUCAAGGAAGAUAGAGUUGCAGAAAAGCUUACUGGAUGUGAUGGAGUCAGAGAGGUUGAUACUGUUAAAUGAGAAUGCUACAUUGGGAUACAAGGUGGCUACAUUAAUGGAGGAAAACAACGUGGUGUCUUCGGAGUCUCUGUUCAUGAAGAAGAAGGCUGGUGAGCUCGCAAAGUGCAUAUUAAGGAUGCGGGAGGAUCAUAGGGUUUGCAUGCUAAGUCGAAAGAUUGAGGAUCUUCAAGGACAAAUCUACGGGCUGGAGAAGAGGAACAAAGAGUAUUAUGAUCAGCUUGUGAAGCAUGAAGAAGAGAAGACGCGGAGGUCCAAAUCAAUGAAGGUUAAAGGAGAAGUUAGCAUGAAAUAUUGCUUUAAAGUUCCUGAAGACGUCGUUGUUGGGAUUACUAGGAGCUUUAGUUUUGGAAAUAUGAAGAAGGGUGGUGGUGACCAGCAGGGAAAUGCUACGGCAGAUGGUAGGAAGAAAGUUCCUAAGCUGUGGGAUAGGGUCAAGAAGUUUGAUUUCUUCUUUUGUGGACCUAAUCUCAACUCAGCUUAUUGCUGAUGAUAGGGCUAUCAAAAUGUUUACUAGAUUGAAAUUAUAACUUUACUAGUAUACCGUUAAUUGGGCAGAGAGCGAGAGAGAAACUUUACUCUUGUAUUUUGUGUGUUCUACUCCAUCCUUUUAGCAGGAUAUGAAUUGCAUAUGAAGGAAACUUCAAUUGCUGCCCUAA
This is a messenger RNA of Capsicum annuum, 1534 nucleotides long. RefSeq names its product kinase-interacting family protein. NCBI's taxonomy places the organism in Eukaryota, Viridiplantae, Streptophyta, Magnoliopsida, Solanales, Solanaceae. Bases 244 to 1365 code for a protein of 373 amino acids. The record is from RefSeq and is a predicted model, not a curated record. Gene Ontology annotation, molecular function: actin binding. The transcript has 3 exons.